AUGGCGGCUCUGAGGAGUUGGCUGUCGAGGAGCCUCACCUCCUUCUUCAGGUACAGACAGCGUGUGCCUGUCAGGGCAGUCUUUGGGAAGCGCUGUUUCUCAGAAUUGGUAAGACCGUGGCACAAAACUGUGGCAGUCGGAGUUGGUGUGACCCUGUGUGCGGUUCCGAUUGCACAGAAAUCAGAGCCUCAUUCUCUUAGCAACGAUGCAUUAAUGAGGAGGGCAGUGUCUUUGGUAACAGAUAGCACCUCCACCUUUCUCUCUCAGACCACAUAUGCACUGAUUGAAGCAAUCACCGAGUAUACCAAGGCUGUUUAUACCUUAAUCUCACUGUACCGACAAUACACAAGUUUACUGGGGAAAAUGAAUUCACAGGAGGAGGAUGAAGUAUGGCAGGUGAUCAUAGGAGCCAGGGUUGAGAUGACUUCAAAACAACAAGAAUACUUAAAGUUGGAAACAACCUGGAUGACUGCGGUUAGUCUUUCAGAGAUGGCAGCAGAAGCUGCGUACCAAACUGAAUGA
This is a messenger RNA of Orycteropus afer afer, 522 nucleotides long. It is a transcript of the gene DIABLO, whose product is annotated as diablo IAP-binding mitochondrial protein. Gene Ontology annotation, cellular component: mitochondrion. Gene Ontology annotation, biological process: neuron apoptotic process; intrinsic apoptotic signaling pathway in response to oxidative stress. The record is from RefSeq and is a predicted model, not a curated record. NCBI's taxonomy places the organism in Eukaryota, Metazoa, Chordata, Mammalia, Tubulidentata, Orycteropodidae. The transcript has 6 exons. Bases 1 to 522 code for a protein of 173 amino acids.